UUGGGUGUCACAAUUGAGUCUGAGCUUCCUGGCAAGCCAAGCAAAAAGAAUAGGUACAACGUUGUCCCCAAAGGGAAAUAUUUUCUUCUGGACAAGUGCAGCUUUUCUAGACCUUCAGCUGGAAAUAAUGCAUGUGGGUGGUUCUUUCCGUGCCUGUCCAGCUUCCUGUGGCCUCUGAUUCUUGUGCAGUGGGGCUCCCAGAGCCGGCCUUCUGUUUAGUGUCAGUGUUUUCUUCCAGGAACUAUGAAUCAUUCCCAGGACACCAGCUCUCGAGGCAUGCCUGAAGAUCGAAAGCUUUAUAUUGUGGAUUCCAUAAAUGACUUAAACAGACUGACCCUCUGUCCUGCUGGCUCACAGCAUCUGCUCCCUCUCCAGGAGAAAAUCCCAGACGUUGGCACUAACUCAGGAAACGGAAGUCACAGUCUAUUUUUUAUGGGGCUGAUAAUUGUGCUGAUUGUCAGUCUGGCACUGGUUUCCUUCGUGAUCUUUCUAAUAGUUCAAACUGGAAACAAGAUGGAUGAUGUGUCGAGAAGACUAACAGCUGAGGGAAAGGACAUAGACGAUCUUAAGAAAAUCAACAGCAUGAUUGUAAAGCGACUCAAUCAACUGGACGCAGAACAAAACUAAAGAAAUGAGCAUCUAAAAGCAGCCGCCAGCACCUGAGCUUCGCGCUUUAUUGGGUGUGCACGGGCUUAUGAACUGAGCAUGCGCAUUUCUGCAGGCAACAGACCAUCUGGUUAGUGAUCCCAACCCUGGGGCCAAGUUAAUGCUGUAGGGUUGGGAGCGACUCCAAGGCAAAGGGGUUUGGGGAUAGCAACCAGAAAAAGGGCUCGUUGUAUGCUGUGUCCUUCUGCUUUAUUGGGGUUAAGGGUGGCCGUUAUGGAGGAGAACCAAUAGCAAGCCAGAGAAUUUGGCUCUGUACAUACAACUUCUUUUACAAAAGGACUUUCAUCACCAGAACAAGUUCCCUGUGCCAGUGAGGUUCAUGGUGCCUCGUGCAUCUUUAUGAAUUCCUGUGACAGCCUCAUGGUUUCAUUGAAGUAUGUGUUUUCAAGGGAACCAGGUGUUAACUCUUUUCAAUAAAAGAAAAUUUGCU
Panthera uncia (snow leopard) is the source of this 1096-nucleotide messenger RNA. RefSeq names its product leucine rich single-pass membrane protein 1 (gene LSMEM1). The record is from RefSeq and is a predicted model, not a curated record. Bases 244 to 627 code for a protein of 127 amino acids. NCBI's taxonomy places the organism in Eukaryota, Metazoa, Chordata, Mammalia, Carnivora, Felidae. The transcript has 3 exons.